Messenger RNA from Annulohypoxylon maeteangense, 2048 nucleotides. RefSeq lists its product as uncharacterized. Gene Ontology annotation, biological process: ubiquitin-dependent protein catabolic process; positive regulation of proteasomal ubiquitin-dependent protein catabolic process; protein polyubiquitination. Bases 78 to 1496 code for a protein of 472 amino acids. Lineage: Eukaryota; Fungi; Ascomycota; Sordariomycetes; Xylariales; Hypoxylaceae. The transcript is spliced from 3 exons. Gene Ontology annotation, cellular component: cytoplasm; ubiquitin ligase complex. The record is from RefSeq and is a predicted model, not a curated record. Gene Ontology annotation, molecular function: zinc ion binding; ubiquitin protein ligase activity; ubiquitin conjugating enzyme binding.
GACUACAAUCACCGCCCGAUAAGCACUCGAAGACGCUGGAGUGCGUCGUAUGUUUCGACGACGUCCCAUCGAAGCAGAUGGCCAAAUUGAAGUGCGGGCACCGGAUGUGCAAGUCGUGCCUCAAGCGCAGCUUCAAGCUCUCGGUCAAGGACCCAUCACAGAUGCCUCCUCGGUGCUGCACGUCGGACUGUAUUCCGCUGAAGCACGUCAACGACCUAUUCGACAACGACUUCAAGCAGACAUGGAACCAGAAGUUCCGCGAGUUUUCCACCCAGAACCGCGUCUACUGUCCGGGCAAGAAGUGCGGGCAAUGGAUCACGCCCGACCAGAUCCAUCGACAUGCAAACGGUCGGAAUAUGGGCAAGUGCGGCAACUGCAAGACCCGAGUCUGCUGCGACUGCAACAAUAGAUGGCACGGCUCCGGCCCGUGUCCCGUGGACGAAGAGAUGAACCAAUUCUUGCAGCAAGCCAAGGAGGAGGGAUGGCAGCGCUGUUUUAGGUGCAAGAAUAUGGUUGAGUUAAAGGAAGGUUGUAACCACAUGACUUGCCGUUGUGGUGCCGAGUUUUGUAUGAUAUGUGGGCUAAAAUGGAAGACUUGUGAAUGCCCCUGGUUUAACUACGACGGCGCAGAGAUAGAUCACCUCGACCAUAUGCAGAUCCCGGAACCUGUUAUAGACCGCGAGAGACUCAAUCUCAGGAGUGCCCCGCCAAUGGCACCAGGCAUGGAUGCUAGGCGACGCUCGCCUGGCAACGGAUUACGAACACGACCGAGUCCCUUCGAGGAUGAGAGGCUUCUCAGACGCUUUCAACAGGAACAACAGGACGAGGAGCUUGCACGACGACUUCAGUACGAGGAUACGGAAGAUGAUUAUAUGGAACCGGAAGAUAUUGGAGGUCAUCCAGGCCCCUUCGUACGUGAUAAAUACAGACGCCGAGCGCAAACCGUGGUGGCGCCACCAGCACCCGCUCCACCACCAGUAGCACCGUUCGAUAGAGCAAAUUCGGUAAUUGGGGACUACGUUACAGGAGUAAAUAGGGCACGCGGUGUCGGUCCUCGUGCUAACUCGAUGGAACGCCGUCUCGCGGACCGGUUCGAACAGCGUCAAAACAACAGCCCAACUCAUCAUUCCUUUGGAAUUUCUAUACCUCCUCCCCCCGCUCCCCCGCGAGCCAUGGGUCCGCCUCCUAUCCCUCAAGUUCCCCUGGGGCAAACUCCAAUGUUGUCUCGGAGACAUACCGUAGACGAUGAUUUAUACGAUGGUCCACGAGCUAAUCGAAUCCCGGAACGGAUGCUCCCGAGAAGAGCCUCGACCCGCGGUUAUGUUGAUGAGCCCGCUUUUUAUGAUUCAGCUCCCCGAGUGCGGCGACGAGAUCGAGCGGCUUCGACAUCGCCCAAAGAUUCUGUCCUUGCCGGACUCACCGGUCCCGGACGCGGGAUGCAUCGUGUGUACGAGUGGGUGAAUCACAUCGACAGCACCGAUCCCCUCGCUACAUAAAUUCAAAUCACAAUGUUAAGUACACCUUACAGAUGAGUUUAAUUAUCUAACGCCUGAGCUCAUAUCGGAAUCCCCACCUAUGUUUUGACGAUGUUCACGAUGCGAAUGACGCGGUUGACGAGGUUUUCAUUCACGAAGAAUCUUCCCCUUUUAACGCAAGUUGUAUCACCAUGAGCAUGAUCAUCUACAUUUACAUCUACGAUCUACAGCAAUAUCUACGUUUUAUUCAGCCAGCAGCAUUAUUCGCGAGCCAAAUUCUCGAUCCGGCCGGCUUAUUCGUUCGAGCAAAUAUUUACUGGAUACGGUUCAAAGUCUCAGGACAAACAAUGUAUUUCAUAUUCGGCUUUUUUUUAUUUUUAUUUUUCGGGAACACACACACACACAAACACACAUCUGGGAAACAGAAGGAGUUUUUACGGGAUCCAAAUCCAUCGUUAUUAUUAUCAUCCCUAUCCGAGGAUUUCUACAGGCAUUCUAUAAGGGGAACAGAACUGUCGCUUUUUCUUUCUUCCUGUUCAGGUCAUGUCAUGUCCAUCCAACAUAGAAAAAAAA